AUGGAGUAUCAUUACUCGCAUCUGAUCGACUCCUCUUCCUACGACAGUGAAGGACUCAGUGAUGGGAUACCCCUUCGAGUUCACCGGAACCAGGACUUGGAAGAAAUGGGCGCUAUUCGACUGCACAAUGACUGGAGAAAAUUUGUUGGACCGCUACCAACUAAUAUGGGCGGCAGCAUAGGUCCUAUAUACAGCUUUACUGCCGUGACGAUGCCAGAAUGCCGGCCAGAACGGCUAGAACUCGUCUCUUACAUGGUAGAGUUAGCUUUUCUGAACGACGAUGCGCUGGACACGACCGAGGUACCUGAGGAUUUUGCUCUAACUAGCGAGAUGGUAUACCGCCGCAAUGAAGUGAUUGAUAAAGCCAUGGUCAAGGAUCAUAAACCUGGGAAGGGGCAAAUUUUAGCCAACUUCGCCAAGGAGAUCAUGUCUAUCGACCCUGUAAGGACAUCAGAUGUGAUGAAAUACUUGAAAAGAGACUUGAGAGUGCCGAAAAAUGGCAUCAAAUUUAAAGACUUUGAUGAUUUCCUCGAAUAUAGAGUUGUGCAGGACUCCGGUUCCGAUUUUCUGCUUGCGCUGUCUAUCUUUGGCAUGCAGCUUACGAUUCCUAAAGAAGAAGAACAAACAUGCUUUGAAUUGACUCGGCCGGUUUGGGCAGCCUCAAUUCUUACAAAUGAUCUUCAGUCUUGGGCCAAAGAGUACAAAAUUGCCCAAAUGCAAGACAAGUCUGAUAUGAUGAUCAUGACGAAUGGUAUUUGGGUAUUGAUGCAACAACACUCGAUUGACAUUGAAGAAGCAAAGCUCAGAAUUCGUCAAAAAGUGAAAGACUUUGUUGCACAGUAUGUCAUGACUCUAGAGAAGAUCAAAGUUGGACAGGAUUUGUCACUUGACUCCCGUCGCUUGAUCGAGGCUAUGCAGUACAUGAUAAGCGGCAACCUGAUAUGGGGGAAUUUGUGUCCACGCUAUCAUUCUCCAACCAGCAAGCUAAGCGACUUUCAACUGAGUCGAAUGAAGAAUGUGUUGGGGAACCGCGUCUAA
Molecule: messenger RNA, 1038 nt
Organism: Beauveria bassiana ARSEF 2860
Lineage: Eukaryota; Fungi; Ascomycota; Sordariomycetes; Hypocreales; Cordycipitaceae
Product: fusicoccadiene synthase
Exons: 3
Coding region: 1-1038 (345 amino acids)
Source: RefSeq, a predicted model, not a curated record